Molecule: messenger RNA, 1395 nt
Organism: Emericellopsis atlantica
Lineage: Eukaryota; Fungi; Ascomycota; Sordariomycetes; Hypocreales; Bionectriaceae
Product: class I glutamine amidotransferase-like protein
Exons: 1
Coding region: 181-1266 (361 amino acids)
Biological process (GO): 'de novo' pyrimidine nucleobase biosynthetic process; L-arginine biosynthetic process; L-glutamine metabolic process
Cellular component (GO): carbamoyl-phosphate synthase complex; cytoplasm
Molecular function (GO): carbamoyl-phosphate synthase (glutamine-hydrolyzing) activity
Source: RefSeq, a predicted model, not a curated record
UGCCCGCCACUUUCUCCGUUCGCGUAAGUUGAUGUACACAUGCUCUAUGACAUUUGACGCACGUGCUGAUGCUUUUUCGUGCAGAACGGACCGGUUUUCACUGGCACAGCCUUUGGUGCCAACAAGAACAUCUCUGGCGAAGCCGUCUUUACGACCUCGCUCGUCGGAUACCCCGAGUCCAUGACCGACCCCUCCUACCGAGGCCAGAUCCUGGUCUUCACCCAACCGCUCAUUGGCAACUAUGGUGUGCCCAGCAAGGAGCGUGACCAGUGGAACCUUCUCCGACACUUCGAAUCCCCCCAUAUCCAGUGCGCCGGUGUGGUCGUCGCGGACGUGUCGCUCCGCUACAGCCACUGGACCGCCGUCGAGAGCUUGUCGCAGUGGUGCGCUCGUGAGGGUGUGCCGGCCAUCUCGGGCGUCGACACCCGUGAGAUCGUCACCUACCUCCGAGAACAGGGUUCUUCCCUCGCCAGGAUCACCAUUGGUGACGAGUACGAUGCAGACGAGGACGAGGGCUUCAUUGACCCCGGCCAGAUCAACCUGGUCAAGCGCGUCAGUACCAAGGCUCCCUUUGUGGUUGAGUCCCCCGGCGCCGCCUACCACGUCGCUCUGAUCGACUGCGGCGUGAAGGAGAACAUCCUGCGCAGUCUGGUCCGCCGUGGCGCCUCUGUCACAGUCUUCCCCUACGACUACCCCAUUCACAAGGUCGCCCAGCACUACGACGGUGUCUUCAUCUCCAACGGGCCCGGUGACCCGACCCACUGCCAAGACACAGUCUACAACUUGGCUCGCCUCAUGGAGACGUCGUCGAUCCCCAUCAUGGGCAUCUGCCUCGGUCACCAGCUCCUCGCCCUGGCCGUCGGCGCUCGCACCAUCAAACUCAAGUACGGCAACCGUGCGCACAACAUCCCCGCCCUCGACCUCACCACCGGCCAGUGCCACAUCACCAGCCAGAACCACGGCUACGCCAUUGACGCGAGCACUCUCCCCAGUGAAUUCAAGGAGUACUUUGUCAACCUGAACGAUGGCAGCAACGAGGGCAUGAUGCACAAGACCCGCCCCAUCUUCUCGACCCAGUUCCACCCCGAGGCCAAGGGCGGACCCGAGGACAGCUCCUACCUGUUCGAGAAGUAUCUCCAGAACGUCCAGCUCGCCAAGGAGAGCCAGAAGGUGUACAAGGACAACCGUCCCACGCAGUUCAUCCUGGAUCUGCUCAGCAAGGAGCGUGUUGGUGUCGAGCCUUCGCCUCUCGUCAGCCGAGCUUAGGGGAGUGAAUUGGGAAAGACGCAAUCGGGGCGCAGGGUUGACCAAGAGGAGUUGGAAUGUUCUGGGACACACAGUAAUUCACAUGCCUAAUUGAUUUUGAAUGGAAAUCUAGUUCUAGUAAACGUUGAA